Molecule: messenger RNA, 599 nt
Organism: Lactuca saligna
Lineage: Eukaryota; Viridiplantae; Streptophyta; Magnoliopsida; Asterales; Asteraceae
Source: the annotation of a GenBank genome assembly
AUGUUGAUUGUUUGUUUCCAAAGAACAUGGCAGGCCUCCAUUACUAUGUGCCCAAUCAACAAAACGACCACAAAGCUCACUUCUAGGGUUUAUUAUCGCAAUCGAGCAGGAUUCGUAAGAGCUUCUUCAGAAACAAUGGCCACUGAGAAAUUAGGAAUUAAGAUCGUCAAGAACCCGCCGGAAUCAAAGCUCGCUGAUCUCGGUGUUAGAUCUUGGCCCAAGUGGGGAUGCCCUCCGAGCAAAUUUCCAUGGACGUACUCGUCGAAAGAGACAUGCUACCUUCUGAAAGGGAAGGUGAAGGUUUACCCCGAAGGCUCCGAUGAGGCGGUGGAGAUCGGCGCCGGUGACUUGGUGGAGUUCCCCAAGGGUAUGAACUGCACUUGGGAUGUUUCAGAAACCGUGGACAAACAUUACCAGUUUGAGUAACAUCUCGGAUUCAUUCAAGUCAUUCUACUCGUUUACGACUAUGCUAUGUUAUUUUUGAAUUUUUGUUUUGUUUUGUUUUAUGGAUUAAUUUUUGAAAAAAAAAAAAAAAAAAAAAACAAAACAGCUAAUCAGCCUAAUCUUAUUACUACAGGCGUUGCCAAAAUCAUCCAAAG